AUGUUCCCAGUUUCUACGCCUGAAGGCUCCUCGCCCACAGAGGUAGUCACUCAGGCUGAGAUUUUCAACACGUAUGAAUACUUCAGGAUCCACGUCCGCUCCGGCAUAGAAGAAACACACUCAUUCCGAGAGCUGGUCUAUCUGGACGUUUCUGAGGACUGGGCAGGCGAGGUGACCAGAUAUGUGGAUAGUAAUCACAAAUUGAAAGUGGAUUGCAGAAUCAACUAUAACUCAAUGACGAAAACAUUCUGGGUUCGCGUUAAGCCCGAGGCAAUCCACGGUUGCCAGGUGGACUGGAUGCGUCGUCAAUUCACUGCAUGGAGUACCAGUGGAGUCCUAUCGAGCAGUGAGGAUUGGUUUCUCAACCCUGAAAUCGGGACCGGGACGACGAUGAGAGAUUUCCAAGCCCCGUAUACUUCAUCAAUCAAGGAGCCAGACUACAUGCUUCGUUGUCGUGACACUCGUCAGCCUCAGCUCGUGAUCGAGGCAAGCUGGGCAGAGUCCUGGUCCCGACUGCUUGACGAUAAGCAUUUGUGGCUAGCCGGCGGGAAUGGCGAGGUAGGAGCUGUGCUGCUCCUGCAGUGGCUCAAGGUUGGAUCGUUGGGCAAGCGAGUGUGUGGUCUUGUGGAGUUGUACGGCGUGGAUGAACAUGGGAAUAUUGUGAUGAAACAGCGAGAAUCCAUCUUCCCCGUACCGCCAAGCGAGGAGACUGCACCGGUGAUACCCAUAUCUCGACAUAUGCUAUUCGGUACAAGGAGCCCUGGCCAAGCACCUACACUUUCUCUCGACAUCAGUCGUCUUCGAGAGGCUGCUACCAAGGCAUUGGGGCUUAUGGGUCUUCUGCCGGCUUGA
Aspergillus mulundensis is the source of this 852-nucleotide messenger RNA. RefSeq lists its product as uncharacterized. The transcript has 4 exons. Lineage: Eukaryota; Fungi; Ascomycota; Eurotiomycetes; Eurotiales; Aspergillaceae. The coding region runs from base 1 to 852 and encodes 283 amino acids. The record is from RefSeq and is a predicted model, not a curated record.